GUGGUGGGCACCCCCCCCCAAGCGAGCACAACUACAAGCAAAAUGAACUCGACCGUUGACAUGAGCCUUAAGGACACCGUUGGCAAGCUGCCGUGGCAGGAAUGCGACAAGCUCAUCUGCAAACCCGGUACGCUUUUUGAGAUCGAGGAGAUCAAGAUUAAGGGCAUAACGCAGCGCUCAUGGAAGAACCAAUACCCGUCGUACCGCGCCAUGAUUAUGGAGCGGAUGCCGAAGCAUGGGGACAAGGUGAUGCUCGACGCGCCUCGCCCUGACCCCGCCCCCGCCGGCGAGCGCUACCAAAUCACGCACGCGGAGGCGUACCGGCAAGCGCUGGAGGUGGGAGCGAUGCUUCGUUCCCGCGGCGUCGGUUAUGAGGACCAUGUCGCCAUCGUCGGCUUCAACUGCAUCCCGUGGCCGAUCGCAUGGCUUGGGUGCCAGCUCAUCGGCGCUGUGCCCAUCAUGGUCAACAGCUCUCUCGUGAUGGACUCGAUGAUCCACUGCCUGAAGAUCACACACCCAAAGAUCAUCCUCACAGAUGCUGUCAGCGCUGUCGCACUGACGCCCCAUCGCUCCCAGCUCAAGGGGCUCAAUUGCGGACCCAUCGUGUCCUGGCAGCCUCUUGAUCACCUCGAUGGUCCCAAGGACAUCGAGGUCGUUGACUUUUCGAAGCUCAGCAGGCCUGCUAUCGUGGCCGACAUCGAGGCUGGGCGCGGAGGCGGCCUCGAGAACCUCGGCCCCGACUCGAACGCCACUAUUUUCUUCACCUCCGGCACCACUGGAUAUCCCAAGGCAGUGCUGGCGACACAGCGCGCCAACAUGCACAACUUUGUCUCCUCGAUGUUCUCGGCGAUGCGCGCAGGGAUCCGUGCUGGCGCACCCCCUGACGCCGUCAUCAAGAUGGUUACUGGGCCGCCCGACGUGGACACCGUCGGCCUGCUCGCUAUCCCUUUCUUCCACGGGACAGGCUGCGUGGGGUGGCUAGGCAAGACAUUACACGACGGCGGGAAGCUUGUGCUCAUGCGUCGCUGGAGCGUCAAAGACGCCAUCAAGCUCAUCUUUGAGCACAAGAUCAAUCUCAUCGGUGGUGUGCCGUCUAUCGCCGUGGCGAUCAUGCAGACCAAGGCCCUUCCGCCUGACUACCCCAUGAAGGGUGUCGCGUACGGUGGCGCCCCUCCACCCUCUCGUCUCGCCCACGACAUCCGCGAUCAGUUCCCCACUGCGGCGGGGAGUCACGGCUGGGGUAUGACGGAGACGACAGUGCUCCACUGCCAGCACAUUGGACCAGACUACUACGCCAAGCCGAAGAGUUGUGGGCCGCCCGUGCCUAUCUGCGACGUGCGCAUCAUUGACGAGAACAAGAACGUCCUCGGGCCUAACCAAGUGGGACAGAUCCAGGCGCGUGGGCCCAACAUUAUGAAGGAGUAUUACGGCAACCCCAAGGCGACAGCCGAGGCGCUUGAUGACGAGGGCUGGCUCAGUACCGGUGAUGGCGGAUACGUAGACGAGGACGGCGCGCUGUACAUCGCAGACCGGAUCAAGGACAUGAUCAUUCGUGGCGGGGAGAACAUCUCGUCGGAGGAGGUCGAGAAUGCGAUCUACUUGGACGACCGGAUCGCCGAGUGCGCAUCCGUCCCAGUGCCAGACGACUACCUCGGCGAGCUGGUCGCCAUCGCUGUCAGCUUGGUGGAGGGCAAGAAGGCUACCCCAGAGAGCAUCAUGGCCGCGGCAGAGAGCAGGUUGCGCCGUGACGCGCGCCCUGUCUUCGUGUAUGUUUCGGAUCAACUUCUGCCCCGCAACAUCAAUGGCAAGCUCGUCAAGGCCGACAUAAAGAAGACGGUCCAGGCGGCCUAUGCAGCGCACAAGUCGCGUGCCAAGCUUUAAAUAGGGGUAGAGAGCAGCCAUCGGAAGUCACUAUGCACAUGUACUCUAGCG
This is a messenger RNA of Cutaneotrichosporon oleaginosum, 1932 nucleotides long. RefSeq lists its product as uncharacterized. Gene Ontology annotation, biological process: secondary metabolic process. The record is from RefSeq and is a predicted model, not a curated record. Gene Ontology annotation, molecular function: CoA-ligase activity. NCBI's taxonomy places the organism in Eukaryota, Fungi, Basidiomycota, Tremellomycetes, Trichosporonales, Trichosporonaceae.